AGCUGCCUCUUUCCUCUCCAUGUGCCACAGCAGCUCCUCUCACACUUACGCACUUACACACACACACACACACACACACACACACAGAGAGAGAGAGAAAUCCGGAAUCCGCUCACAAAGGCACCUCCGCUUUUCACUUGAUUAUUCUCGACUCUUUUUCACUCCGACAACAGUACAGGAAGCGCGACAGCAGCUCGAGCGUUUUCAGUUUGUAUUUGACAGACACUGAAAACCUCGUUUUGCUUAUUUCCAUUGUUCUUUAAUUCUAUUCAUGUCCCCCUUUUUAAGCCCUGGAAGUGUUAUUUGUGAAUAUUAGUUCUAUUCUUUUUUUUUUUGUCUUUUUUUCCCGAACACAAGGACGCGGUGUGCAGCAACACGCGAAGAGCGACCUCGACUUCUGCAGACAUGUGUUUAAGACGAGACUCUGAAUUAAAGACCCUGCUCACGGUUUUGGUUUUCGCUGCUGUCGUGGCCAAAAUCCACGGACAAGGGCUGGAUGAAAACAAUGGUAUCAGUAAGAGAGCUCUGGAUUCAGAGUUUUUCACACACUCACCAACACAGGACACGGAGAGUGAAGUCCACCUGGUCACCACUGCCUCACCAGUGAACAUCCCCAACCAUCGGCCUGUUCUCCAGGGGCUGCUGCUUCACGAGCACCUCCUUACGAGGGACUUCCAGGGGGACCAGCAUUUUUUUAGGAGGGACGACUCUGUGGCUGCAUACCCCACCAUGCCCGGCUCCAUGUCUGCCUUGGAAGCAGAAGACCCUGCCACUCAGCUGGUUCCUCAUGAAGAUGCACCAGCCUUCUCAGAGAUUGCCACAACUGCUACUGUGGCUGCCACAUCUUCGCUCACCACAUUUUCUCCCACGCCACCUAAACCGCCUAUGUCUCUCCCACAAACAAAGUCCACUAAGGAGAGGACCAUGGAGGCAGACAUGGCAGAGCCAACAACACACUCUCUCACCACUCCAGUGGCUCCAAAUAACAGAGGUUCAGGCAGUGAACACAACCAAUCCUCACAGAGAACUUGGGCUCAAAGUGGGCGAGCGCUCUCUAUCGGCACCACCCUCACACCCUUUACUAUGAGGACGGGAAAAGGGGAUGCUAAGGAAACACCACUGAAACACAAAACCAGCCCCGAUCAUCCACUGCCCAAGCAAACCCGAGAAGAUGGUAGCAGUAGAACGUCCACAACUGUGACCACAACUACCACCAUCACCAUUACACAAACUUCAGAGCCAUGCAGUCUGAAUUUCACUGACCCAGAGGGAAACAUUGAAAUCUUGCAGCAACUCGACUCUGGAAUUGAGUGCAACUACUUAGUGACUGUUUAUCUGGGAUAUGGCAUCGAGGUUCAGGUGCUAAAUGUGAGCGUGCUGGAGGGAGAGCAGGUGACAGUGGAGGACACAGGCGGCCGAGAACCCUUCAUCCUCGCCAACGAGUCCAUGUUGAUGAGGGGCCUCAUACUACGGAGCCGUAGCAACCAGAUCUCAGUCCGUUUCCGUAGUGACCAACAACACAUCACUGGCUUUCUCCUGCUACAAUACCAAGCCUUUGUCCUGAGUUGUGCAUUCCCCAAAGAGCCUGCUGGUGGAGAGGUUUCAGUGACGCACCUCCAUGCCGGUGGAGAAGCCUAUUUCCAGUGUUUCACCGGCUACAGGUUGCAAGGUCCUAAAAUGCUCACCUGUCGCAACGCAACUACACCUUACUGGAGCGGAAAGGAGCCCCAAUGUGUGGCAUCCUGUGGGGGGAUGAUAAAAAAUGCUACCUACGGACGUAUCGUCUCUCCUGGUUUCCCUGGCAACUACAGCAACAAUCUGACAUGCCACUGGGUCCUCGAGGUCCCUGAAGGCCACCGGCUCCACAUUCACUUUGAGAAGGUGGCCCUGGCAGAGGAUGAUGACAGGCUGCUGAUAAAGAACGGCAACAACAUAGACUCUCCACCUGUGUAUGACUCAUAUGAGGUGGAGUAUUUGCCCAAUGAGGGUGUUCUCAGCACUGGACGUUACCUGUUUAUAGAGUUCACCACAGACGGUACAGUGACGUCCACUGGUGCAGCCAUCAGAUAUGAAGCUUUUGCAAAAGGCACAUGUUACGAGCCCUUUGUGAAAUAUGGCAACUUCAGCAGCAGUGACUCCACUUACAGCCUGGGUGCAGUGGUGGAAUUCUCGUGUGACCCCGGCUACACGCUAGAGCAAGGCUCCGUGGUGAUCGAGUGUGUAGAUGCAGAAAACCCACAGUGGAAUGAAACGGAGCCAGCCUGUCGAGCUGUGUGCAGCGGGGAGAUCACAGACUCUGCUGGUGUUGUGUUGUCCCCUAAUUGGCCUGAGGCCUAUGACAAGGGGCAGGACUGCAUCUGGGGCAUCCAUGUAGAAGAGGACAAGAGGAUCAUGCUCGACAUCCAAGUCCUCCACAUGGGUAAGAAUGACCUGCUGACCUUCUACGACGGCGAUGACCUCACAGCGAACAUCCUGGGUCAGUACAGUGGCACGCGGCCGCGCUUCAAGCUCUAUACGUCCAUGGCUGAUGUCACGAUACAGUUUCAGUCGGAUCCCGCCACCAACAUUUUUGGCUACAACAAUGGUUUUGUGGUGCACUUCUUUGAGGUGCCAAGGAACGACACCUGCUCUGAGCUGCCUGAGGUCACUAACGGCUGGAAGAGCACGUCCCACCCCGACCUCAUCCACGGCACUGUCGUCACCUACCAGUGUUACCCUGGAUUCCAGCUGGUCGGCUCUGAGAUCCUUAUGUGCCAGUGGGAUCUCACAUGGAGCGGUGACGUGCCAAAGUGUGAGGAAGUGAUGACAUGUCGGGACCCUGGAAAUGUGGAGCACAGUCGUAAAGUCAUCACAGGGAGCCGCUUCACUGUUGGAUCGACGGUGCAGUUCACCUGCAAUAAAGGCUACGUCCUGUCAGGCGGCAGCCUCCUCACCUGCUACAACCGCGAUUCAGCAGCACCCAAGUGGAGCGAGAGGCUGCCCAAGUGUGUCCCUGAGAAGUACGAGCCGUGCAGGAACCCUGGUGCUGCCUCCACCAGUGUGCAGAGCUCUGAAAAGGCCUUUUACCAAGCAGGAGAGACGCUGACCUUCUCCUGUCACCCGGGCCACGAGCUGCAGGGUGAGGCCACCAUCUACUGCGUCCCCGGACACCCUUCACAGUGGAACAGCACCCCGCCUGCAUGCAGAGCAUCUCCAUCCCAGUCUGUGAAUGAACAUAAACUAGAUGUUGUCAAUAGGGAUUACGGUGUGGAGGGAACUAAUAUUACUGUGGCUAUAUUUAUUCCAACUGCAAUCAUCUUGGUGGUUGUCCUCGGGAUUUAUGUCUACUUUGCAAAACUGCAGGGAAAGUCCAUCAGAAUGCCGACGUCCUCGCCACCGUAUGACAACAUGACAGAAGAGUCGGCGUUUGACAAUCCCGCAUAUGAGAGUGGACACUGGCAGACUCUUUCUAGAUACUAAGCGCAGUCGGUCGGUUCACUUUGGCUGUGCUACAGAACAACUAUAAGGACAAAGGAAAAAAGAUUGAUGAGGUGUCCAUUUAGAGACGUUAAAGCAAGAGUUGCUCGAGCUUUGCCUUUUAGGACCCUCUCUGCACUGUUCAUCCGUUCCUCCAACCCUUUUUUUUUUCUCCUCUUCUGUUGACAAACGUCCCAUAUUUUACAGUGUGUGGAUUUGUGUAAAUAUGUCCACGGUUAAGCCUGUCAAAUCUGUGGGUCACCAUGGUGAUAUUUUUAUAAAGUCAAUUGCAGAUGGCCGUUGGUGAUUGUAUGUUUUUGAAGACUUUUUGAUGACCAGAGCCAGUAGCAGUUACAGAUGGAGGGGGAUUGUGUUUUGAUUGUUAGAAUCUGUUGGUUACAAAAAAAAUUCCUACUUUCCUUGGAAAAUCUACCCAUUAUCACUUUGUUUUUUUUGGUUUUUUUUCCGUAUGUAUGGGUCUUCUAUUUGUAAAUAAACUGCCUGUACAAUAUGAGUGCCUCACGACUAACUAUAACCUGAUAAUUCCUGAUAAUCUUUGUAAAUGUUGCAGUUAUUGGUGCCUGACAUUCACGGCUCGCCAAAUGUGCUCACGUUUCUUUCUUUCUUUAUUUUUUUUAACUCACACAGUUAUUUUCUCAGAGAAAUGUUAUGAUGUUGGAUAUUUUCCUAAACGAAAGGUCCCAACUGCAUAUGAUGAUGAGCCAUAAGCUUUGUGUGAGAGAAAAUUCUAAUCUGCCGCCAACUUUAAGUUUAGUUACUCACAUAUUGGCAGAUUCUGGCGAGCAGCGUGCCAGGUCUCAUACAUAUAGUUAGUAAGCCUUAAGAAAGACGCCUAUUUUGUGUCUUACCAUACGUUAUGGCUGUUAAAAUUGUACACCAGAUCUGCUUAUAAGAAUAUGUGAGUAAUUAAACUUAGUUGGCUAAAUAUUAGAAUGUCCUCUCACACUUUGCUUCCCUUAUGUCUGCCUCAAAGGAUAAGUAGCAACUUGUCCAUCUGCUCUAUAAUGUGUCACCAGAACCUUGGCUUAAACCCAGUGAAAUCCAGAAUUAAGGACAUGAUAUAUACCAAUUUACAGAUGCAGAUUGUUGAAUCAAGCGUUGGUUCCUAUAAGGCCAUAAAUAAAAUAUUGUAGUGUGAAUGGAUAUUUUAUUUUAUUUUAUUUAUUUUGUUUAAACUUGUACAUAGCCCUUGGAUCCUUUACUCGCCCGACAAAUCUUUCUUUGAGCAUCACAGCUGGCGCCACAGCAGGAAACCAAAUCACCUUCAUACAGUGUAUCUAGUGUAAUCUUUCAGUUAAUAAUAAAAUAAAUUGUUGUUUA
Molecule: messenger RNA, 4797 nt
Organism: Solea solea (common sole)
Lineage: Eukaryota; Metazoa; Chordata; Actinopteri; Pleuronectiformes; Soleidae
Gene: sez6a
Product: seizure related 6 homolog a
Exons: 18
Coding region: 406-3459 (1017 amino acids)
Biological process (GO): regulation of dendrite development; synapse maturation
Cellular component (GO): endoplasmic reticulum; dendritic spine; neuronal cell body
Source: RefSeq, a predicted model, not a curated record